Molecule: messenger RNA, 15735 nt
Organism: Dicentrarchus labrax (European seabass)
Lineage: Eukaryota; Metazoa; Chordata; Actinopteri; Moronidae
Gene: mslnb
Product: mesothelin b
Exons: 142
Coding region: 181-15249 (5022 amino acids)
Biological process (GO): cell-matrix adhesion
Cellular component (GO): cell surface
Source: RefSeq, a predicted model, not a curated record
GCCACCAUCACCAAUGUCAUCAUCACAAGACAACACACCCUUUACUGGUGCGCCUGUGUCUCAGGUGUCAGGAGCGAGUUACACACCAGCACUUUACAGCACCUGAAGGAGUCCAGCGACUAAAAAAGAUUUGUAUAUUUCUCCACAAAGACGUCUCGUCCCCAUGAGACUUGUCACAUCAUGAGAUCACGCAACCUAUUCCUAUUGGUUUACUUCCUGGCAAGCUGCUUUGGGCCAUCAAGUGCACAAAGAAAUGGAACAUGCAGUACAGCAGAAAACUGUGGUCAGGUGCCAGAUUCAACCUCGCACUUCCUCCACUGCGUGGGAUUGCCAUCGACAGACACAGGGAGAGACCACAUGCGGAGGCUAAAAGGAAUGCUUGAAGCAACGAUGGAUGUGUACACCUUCAUGAGGUCCAGCAUGACGGGAGUGCCACUUCUCAGCCUGCAGGGGGAGCUGGCAUUAAACCCCGAAGCAGACCCUCUCCAGAAUGAAGCUCUGGUUCAGAUGUGGAUGGAGGUCAAAAUAAAACCUAUGCUGAAAUCUAUCACCAAACACUUCCUGUCCUGCCUCAGCACCAAGAACUUCAGCUGCUCCACCUACCAGACUGUGGUGAGGGAGCUGAGUCACCAUUAUUCUGAGAUGAAUCCAGCCAGACAAAAGUGGAUCUACACAUUCUUUAUGUACCCCUUUCUGUCUGGAGACAGAGUGGCUGGCUGUGUGAGUCAAGAGGAGAGCAGUGAGGAGUGGUUGAUGAAGAAUUUUGGUGCCUUCAGAGUCAUGGCCCGAAUGAAUGACUUCUCAACGCUCAACAUGGUCUUCAGUGGAUUGGAGGUUCUCCACCUGCUGUCUCCAGCACAGAAGGCCGAGCUGCUGCUAAGGCCUGAGGUUGCAGGUUUAGACAACAGCACCCUAAACCUGGUCUUCCACAGUUUGUUGACAGGGGGAGCUGGCCCUCCCCCCACUGCCAGCCCUGAAGGAGGCCACAACUGGACAACUGGAUACCAUCCUAGCUAUCCACAGCCCACAUAUAACCCAUACCAGCCACCAUCCCCACACAACAACCUCAAAGAGGUUGUAAAUGGGUUCAUGAUGGCUUUCAGACCCAUUAGGAGCUUUGUUCAUGACUUUGUGUCCUUCACACAGGAGACGAACGUAUCAGAAAUAAGAAGCACCACUCUGACACAGUUCCUGCUCAACUGGACCCUGGCUGAGCUGGCAGAUUUGUACCGGCCCCAAAACACAUCUGUAGUUCCCGAGAAGCCAGAGUUUGACGUGACGAAUGUGGAGGACUGGUACCAGCAGGUGGUGGUCCCGUUGUUACGGAGGUUCUUGCCAAAUGACGGGGCCCUGAUGCAUCAAAACAUCACACUCGCCUUCCACGAAGUGUUCUAUCUCGACCAUGGCAUGGACAAUGAAACCUCUGAAAACAUGGAUGUCUGCAGCAUCACUCUUGAUAAGAGCCCUUGUGGGCUGACUGACGCAGUGAAAAAUGUGGCCAAUGUCCUGCACUGUGCUGCUCGUACCAACCUGACAAUGUCUGAGGAGACGAUCAUGAGAUUGAUUGUAGAGCUGACAGGACGUCUGAACUCACUGAUCAGAGAACUGUCGACAGUGAACUUUGGCGAGUUGGCGUCCGACUUUCAGCAAAUCUUUGGCGAGGUGGAAUCUCCAUCAAUGACCCAGGAACACCUGAUGGACCCGGACUUCAUCAAGCUCUGGUUUCAGAUCAAACUGAUGCCUCUCCUGCCUGACAUACCCACAGGCCUCCUGUCCUGCCUCAGCACCAAGAACUUCUCCUGCCCAGUUUACCAAACCAUUGUGGCAGAACUCAACAGACACAUGAGUUUUAUGGAUGAGGAUCCAGAGCAGAGUCAUAACAUCUAUGAGCACUUCAUCUAUUCCUUCCUGCUGCAUCACAACGGCUCUGACCCGCAGUGUUUGUCCUCAGCCGCUCACACUGCAGACUGGAUCCAAAGCAACUUUGGUGUCUUCUCAACAUUCGCCUCCAUCUCAGACUUUCACAGUCUUAACUCAAACUUCUCCGGACUGGAGGUUCUUCCAAUAUUGUCUCCAAAGCAGAUGGCAGAGAUGCUGCUGAUUCCUCUUCCCACUCCACCUGAGAAAGACGUUGUCAUUGACCGAGUGUUUGACUUCCUGUUGGAGUCCCCUGAAGACAGGAAACUCAUGGAGGUCCUGCACUACUUGGUCAAGCUCGCCAAAGAGAUGGAGCCACCCUGUGGUGUCUACAAACACAUUUUUGAGAGACUGUAUGGAGCCGUACCAUCUCUGCCACCAAGCAUUGAACCUGUCACCUGGGCUACCAUAGAUGAGCUGAUACUCAUGGCACCAGAGGAGUGCGUGCCAGAGAACAUCGCGUGCCCAAUAACCCAGUACAACGUUACUGACGUCUGCAGAGGAAUUAACAGCUCUGACCUGCAAUCUUACUUGAAAACAUCUAUGGAAGUUUCUUGCAAUUUUACCUUGGAGACAUAUGCAUGUGCACAGCUGGAGAACUUCACAACCAAUCAGCUGGUGUCUCUUCUGAAAUGUAAUUUGCCUGGAAACAGCAGCCACUCUAAGGUGCUGUGGAAGCUGCUGCUGACUAAACAUUCCUCUGUCUUGGACCCAGCUCUGGACAUCUUGGUUAACAUGUCCAUGACCAUGGUCGGCCCAUCAGCGUCAGUGAUUUUGGACGUGAUUGGAGAGAUCAGAGUGUCGAUACUGACGGAUGAGCAGCUGAUGAACAGCAGUGUCAUCGAUCAGUGGUUCUCCAACCGUCUGAGCGGGUUCCUGCCGUCUGCAUCAGGAAUGUUCCUGCGCUGUCUGAGCAGCAUGAACCUCAGUUGUCAUUCAUACCAGCAAAUACUAGAGGAAUUUAUCGACCCUGUUGACAACAUGACCUUAGAACAACAGCAUGUGGUGCUCAAGGAUUUCGUCCUUCGUUUCCUGUCGCACUCAGGUCCAGCCUGUGUGUCGGUCUCCAACGGCAGUGUAGAUUGGCUGAUGGAGAAUCUGGGUCCGUUUUCAAGACUACUGACAGUCAGAGAUCUGCUUGAUCUCAACUCAGACUUCAACCCUCUGGAGGCGCUACGACUCCUGACUCCAAAGCAGAGUGCAGAACUGCUGGUGGUGACUCUUCCUGCUCAUCCAGACAAAGACGUUGUCAUAAAUAUGAUCUUUGAUUACCUGACUGAGUCUCCCAAAAAGAGGGAAUUCACAGAGUUCCUGUCCGACCUCGUCAUGUUUGUCCCACAGGGAAACCUUUCCUGUUCAUCAUACAAAACACUGUUUAACAGACUGGACUUGGCCAUGGCUACAGUUUCUCCUGAUGUAGUGUCAUCCAUCAUUAACAGCAAGUUGGCCUUAUCCCAGCACAUACCACCAGGUUGCGUCAUAUACAGCGGACAGUGCACAGUUACCAUGACAAAUGAAACAGACAUUUGUGUUGGAGUGAACAGCACAAUGCUGCAGCUCCAUCUUGACAGCGGACGGAUGAAUGGAAGUUUCUGUCACUUUGCUGUUGAGGAAUUUGCUUGUGCCUCGCUGUCAUCGUUGAAAGCAAUGGAUCUGGCAGCGAUGUUGGCGUGUGAUCGCUCCUCCAACUCAAGCAGCUCAAGACCCGUCUGGAAGCUUCUCCUCUCCAAAGCCUCACGUGUGCUGGAUGAAGCUCUGGAUCUUCUAAGCAACAAGACUCUGGACCCCAGAAAUCCUGUUCUGUCAAUGGUUUUGGACGCUAUACGAGAAAUCCGAUUGGACAAAUUGAGUGAAGGCAGUCUCAGCGAUCCUGCUGUCAUCCAGCUGUGGUUCAACCACCGGCUUCGUCCAUUUCUGCCAGCAGUUUCCCCUGACUUUCUUUCAUGUCUCAACACAAAGGGAUUGAACUGCAGCACCUACCAGCACAUUUUGCAGAUUUUGGGCAGUCUCCAGCCACACAUGACGCUCCACAGGCAGAUGUCAGUCUACACAGACUUCAUCCAGGUUUAUCUGACCAGCAACAACACCAAAGCCUGUGUGUCAGCCUCCAACAGCAGUGCAGAUUGGCUGAUGAAGAAUCUGGGUCCGUUUUCAAGACUACUGACCGUCAGAGAGCUUGUUAAUCUCAACCCAGACUUCAACCCUCUGGAGGCACUACGACUCCUGACUCCAAAGCAGAGUGCAGAGCUGCUGGUGGUGACUCUUCCUGCUCAUCCAGACAAAGACGUCGUCAUAAAUAUGAUCUUUGAUUACCUGACUGAGUCUCCAAACGAGAUGAAAUUCACAGAGUUCCUGUCCGACCUAGUCAUGUUUGUCCAACAGGGAAACCUUUCCUGUUCAUCAUACAAAACACUGUUUAACAGACUGGACUUGGCCAUGGCUACAGUUUCUCCUGAUGUAGUGUCAUCCAUCAUGAACAGCAAGUUGGAAUUAUCCCAGCACAUACCACCAGGUUGCGUCAUGUACAAUGGACAGUGCACAGUUACCAUGACAAAUGAAACAGACAUUUGUGUUGGAGUGAACAGCACAAUGCUGCAGCUCCAUCUUGACAGUGGACGGAUGAAUGGAAGUUUCUGUCACUUUGCUGUUGAGGAAUUUGCUUGUGCCUCGCUGUCAUCGUUGAAAGCAAUGGAUCUGGCAGCGAUGUUGGCAUGUGAUCGCACCUCCAACUCAAGCAGCUCAAGACCCGCCUGGAAGCUUCUCCUCUCCAAAGCCUCACUUGUGCUGGAUGAAACUCUGGAUCUUCUAAGCAACAAGACUCUGGACCCCAGAAAUCCUGUUCUGUCGAUGGUUUUGGAUGCUAUACGAGAAAUCCGAUUGGACCAAUUGAGCAUAGCUAAUUUCAGCGAUCCUGCCAUCAUCCAGCUGUGGUUCAACCACCGGCUUCGUCCAUUCCUGCCAACAGUUUCCCCUGACUUUCUUUCGUGUCUCAACACAAAGGGAUUGAACUGCAGCACCUACCAGCACAUUUUACAGAUUUUGGGCAGUCUUCAACAACACAUGACGCUCCACAGUCAGAUGACUGUCUACACACACUUCAUCCAGGUUUACCUGACCAGCAACAACACAGCAGCCUGUGUGUCGGCCUCCAACGGCAGUGCAGAUUGGCUGAUGAAGAAUCUGGGUCCGUUUUCAAGACUACUGACCGUCAGAGAGCUGAUUCAUCUCAACCCAGACUUCGAACCUCUGGAGGCGCUACGACUCCUGACUCCAAAGCAGAGUGCAGCGCUGCUGGUGGUGACUCUUCCUGCUCAUCCAGACAAAGACGUUGUCAUAAAUAUGAUCUUUGAUUACCUGACUGAGUCUCCAAACGAGAUGAAAUUCACAGAGUUCCUGUCCCACCUCGUCAUGUUUGUCCAACAGGGAAACCUUUCCUGUUCAUCAUACAAAACACUGUUUAACAGACUGGACUUGGCCAUGGCUACAGUUUCUCCUGAUGUAGUGUCAUCCAUCAUUAACAGCAAGUUGGCCUUAUCCCAGCACAUACCACCAGGUUGCGUCAUAUACAGCGGACAGGUAAUUCAAUUGUGCACAGUUACCAUGACAAAUGAAACAGACAUAUGUGUUGGAGUGAACAGCACAAUGCUGCAGCUCCAUCUUGACAGUGGACGGAUGAAUGGAAGUUUCUGUCACUUUGCUGUUGAGGAAUUUGCUUGUGCCUCGCUGUCAUCGUUGAAAGCAAUGGAUCUGGCAGCGAUGUUGGCGUGUGAUCGCACCUCCAACUCAAGCAGCUCAAGACCCGCCUGGAAGCUUCUCCUCUCCAAAGCCUCACUUGUGCUGGAUGAAGCUCUGGAUCUUCUAAGCAACAAGACUCUGGACCCCAGAAAUCCUGUUCUGUCGAUGGUUUUGGACGCUAUACGAGAAAUCCGAUUGGACAAAUUGAGCGUAGCUAAUUUCAGUGAUCCUGCCGUCAUCCAGUUGUGGUUCAACCAUCGGCUUUGUCCAUUCCUGCCAGCAGUUUCCCCUGACUUCCUUUCAUGUUUCACCACAAAGGGAUUGAACUGCAGCACCUACCAGCACAUUUUGCAGAUUUUGGGCAGUCUCCAGCCACACAUGACGCUCCACAGGCAGAUGUCAGUCUACACAGACUUCAUCCAGGUUUAUCUGACCAGCAACAACACCAAAGGCUGUGUGUCAGCCUCCAACGGCAGUGCAGAUUGGCUGAUGAAAAAUCUGGGUCCGUUUUCAAGACUACUGACCGUCAGAGAGCUGAUUCAUCUCAACCCAGACUUCAACCCUCUGGAGGCGCUACAACUCCUGACUCCAAAGCAGAGUGCAGAGCUGCUGGUGGUGACUCUUCCUGCUCAUCCAGACAAAGACAUUGUCAUAAAUAUGAUCUUUGAUUACCUGACUGAGUCUCCAAACGAGAUGAAAUUCACAGAGUUCCUGUCCCACCUCGUCAUGUUUGUCCAACUGGGAAACCUUUCCUGUUCAUCAUACAAAACACUGUUUAACAGACUGGACUUGGCCAUGGCUACAGUUUCUCCUGAUGUAGUGUCAUCCAUCAUUAACAGCAAGUUGGCCUUAUCCCAGCACAUACCACCAGGUUGCGUCAUAUACAGCGGACAGUGCACAGUUACCAUGACAAAUGAAACAGACAUUUGUGUUGGAGUGAACAGCACAAUGCUGCAGCUCCAUCUUGACAGCGGACGGAUGAACGGAAGUUUCUGUCACUUUGCUGUUGAGGAAUUUGCUUGUGCCUCGCUGUCAUCGUUGAAAGCAAUGGAUCUGGCAGCGAUGUUGGCGUGUGAUCGCUUCUCCAACUCAAGCAGCUCAAGACCCGUCUGGAAGCUUCUCCUCUCCAAAGCCUCACCUGUGCUGGAUGAAGCUCUGGAUCUUCUAAGCAACAAGACUCUGGACCCCAGAAAUCCUGUUCUGUCGAUGGUUUUGGACGCUAUACGAGAAAUCCGAUUGGACCAAUUGAGCGUAGCUAAUUUCAGCGAUCCUGCCAUCAUCCAGCUGUGGUUCAACCACCGGCUUCGUCCAUUCCUGCCAACAGUUUCCCCUGACUUCCUUUCAUGUCUCAACACAAAGGGAUUGAACUGCAGCACCUACCAGCACAUUUUACAGAUUUUGGGCAGUCUUCAGCCACACAUGACACUCCACAGUCAGAUGACAGUCUACACACACUUCAUCCAGGUUUACCUGACCAGCAACAACACAGCAGCCUGUGUGUCGGCCUCCAACGGCAGUGCAGAUUGGCUGAUGAAGAAUCUGGGUCCGUUUUCAAGACUACUGACCGUCAGAGAGCUGAUUCAUCUCAACCCAGACUUCGAACCUCUGGAGGCGCUACGACUCCUGACUCCAAAGCAGAGUGCAGCGCUGCUGGUGGUGACUCUUCCUGCUCAUCCAGACAAAGACGUUGUCAUAAAUAUGAUCUUUGAUUACCUGACUGAGUCUCCAAACGAGAUGAAAUUCACAGAGUUCCUGUCCCACCUCGUCAUGUUUGUCCAACAGGGAAACCUUUCCUGUUCAUCAUACAAAACACUGUUUAACAGACUGGACUUGGCCAUGGCUACAGUUUCUCCUGAUGUAGUGUCAUCCAUCAUUAACAGCAAGUUGGCCUUAUCCCAGCACAUACCACCAGGUUGCGUCAUAUACAGCGGACAGUGCACAGUUACCAUGACAAAUGAAACAGACAUAUGUGUUGGAGUGAACAGCACAAUGCUGCAGCUCCAUCUUGACAGCGGACGGAUGAAUGGAAGUUUCUGUCACUUUGCUGUUGAGGAAUUUGCUUGUGCCUCGCUGUCAUCGUUGAAAGCAAUGGAUCUGGCAGCGAUGUUGGCGUGUGAUCGCACCUCCAACUCAAGCAGCUCAAGACCCGCCUGGAAGCUUCUCCUCUCCAAAGCCUCACUUGUGCUGGAUGAAGCUCUGGAUCUUCUAAGCAACAAGACUCUGGACCCCAGAAAUCCUGUUCUGUCGAUGGUUUUGGACGCUAUACGAGAAAUCCGAUUGGACAAAUUGAGCGUAGCUAAUUUCAGUGAUCCUGCCGUCAUCCAGUUGUGGUUCAACCAUCGGCUUCGUCCAUUCCUGCCAGCAGUUUCCCCUGACUUCCUUUCAUGUUUCACCACAAAGGGAUUGAACUGCAGCACCUACCAGCACAUUUUGCAGAUUUUGGGCAGUCUCCAGCCACACAUGACGCUCCACAGGCAGAUGUCAGUCUACACAGACUUCAUCCAGGUUUAUCUGACCAGCAACAACACCAAAGCCUGUGUGUCGGCCUCCAACGGCAGUGCAGAUUGGCUGAUGAAGAAUCUGGGUCCCUUUUCAAGACUACUGACCGUCAGAGAGCUGAUUCAUCUCAACCCAGACUUCGAACCUCUGGAGGCGCUACGACUACUGACUCCAAAGCAGAGUGCAGAGCUGCUGGUGGUGACUCUUCCUGCUCAUCCAGACAAAGACGUUGUCAUAAAUAUGAUCUUUGAUUACCUGACUGAGUCUCCAAACGAGAUGAAAUUCACAGAGUUCCUGUCCCACCUCGUCAUGUUUGUCCAACAGGGAAACCUUUCCUGUUCAUCAUACAAAACACUGUUUAACAGACUGGACUUGGCCAUGGCUACAGUUUCUCCUGAUGUAGUGUCAUCCAUCAUUAACAGCAAGUUGGCCUUAUCCCAGCACAUACCACCAGGUUGCGUCAUAUACAGCGGACAGUGCACAGUUACCAUGACAAAUGAAACAGACAUUUGUGUUGGAGUGAACAGCACAAUGCUGCAGCUCCAUCUUGACAGCGGACGGAUGAAUGGAAGUUUCUGUCACUUUGCUGUUGAGGAAUUUGCUUGUGCCUCGCUGUCAUCAUUGAAAGCAAUGGAUCUGGCAGCGAUGUUGGCGUGUGAUCGCUCCUCCAACUCAAGCAGCUCAAAACCCACCUGGAAGCUUCUCCUCUCCAAAGCCUCACGUGUGCUGGAUGAAGCUCUGGAUCUUCUAAGCAACAAGACUCUGGACCCCAAAAAUCCUGUUCUGUCAAUGGUUUUGGACGCUAUACGAGAAAUCCGAUUGGACAAAUUGAGCGUGGACAGUCUAAAUGAUCCUGCUUUCAUCCAGCUGUGGUUCAACCACCGGCUUCGUCCAUUCCUGCCAACAGUUUCCCCUGACUUUCUUUCAUGUCUCAACACAAAGGGAUUGAACUGCAGCACCUACCAGCACAUUUUGCAGAUUUUGGGCAGUCUCCAGCCACACAUGACGCUCCACAGGCAGAUGUCAGUCUACACAGACUUCAUCCAGGUUUAUCUGACCAGCAACAACACCAAAGCCUGUGUGUCGGCCUCCAACGGCAGUGCAGAUUGGCUGAUGAAGAAUCUGGGUCCGUUUUCAAGACUACUGACAGUCAGAGAGCUGAUUCAUCUCAACCCAGACUUCAACCCUCCCGAGGCGCUACGACUCCUGACUCCAAAGCAGAGUGCAGAGCUGCUGGUGGUGACUCUUCCUGCUCAUCCAGACAAAGACAUUGUCAUAAAUAUGAUCUUUGAUUACCUGACUGAGUCUCCAAACGAGAUGAAAUUCACAGAGUUCCUGUCCGACCUCGUCAUGUUUGUCCAACAGGGAAACCUUUCCUGUCCCUCAUACAAAACACUGUUUAACAGACUGGACUUGGCCAUGGCUACAGUUUCUCCUGAUGUAGUCUCAUCCAUCAUUUACAGCAAAUUGGCCUUAUCCCAGCACAUACCACCAGGUUGCAUCAUAUACAGCGGACAGUGCACAGUUACCAUGACAAAUGAAACAGACAUUUGUGUUGGAGUGAACAGCACAAUGCUGCAGCUCCAUCUUGACAGCGGACGGAUGAAUGGAAGUUUCUGUCAUUUUGCUGUUGAGGAAUUUGCUUGUGCCUCGCUGUCAUCGUUGAAAGCAAUGGAUCUGGCAGCGAUGUUGGCGUGUGAUCGCACCUCCAACUCAAGCAGCUCAAGACCCGUCUGGAAGCUUCUCCUCUCCAAAGCCUCACGUGUGCUGGAUGAAACUCUCGACCUUCUAAGCAACAAGACUCUGGACCCCAAAAAUCCUGUUCUGUCAAUGGUUUUGGACGCUAUACGAGAAAUCCGAUUGGAUAAAUUGAGCGUGGACAGUCUAAAUGAUCCUGCUUUCAUCCAGCUGUGGUUCAACCACCGGCUUCGUCCAUUCCUGCCAGCAGUUUCCUCUGACUUCCUUUCAUGUCUCACCACAAAGGGAUUGAACUGCAGCACCUACCAGCACAUUUUGCAGAUUUUGGGCAGUCUCCAGCCACACAUGACGCUCCACAGGCAGAUGUCAGUCUACACAGACUUCAUCCAGGUUUAUCUGACCAGCAACAACACCAAAGCCUGUGUGUCAGCCUCCAACGGAAGUGCAGAUUGGCUGAUGAAGAAUCUGGGUCCGUUUUCAAGACUACUGACAGUCAGAGAGCUGAUUCAUCUCAACCCAGACUUCAACCCUCUGGAAGCGCUACGACUCCUGACUCCAAAGCAGAGUGCAGAGCUGCUGGUGGUGACUCUUCCUGCUCAUCCAGACAAAGACGUUGUCAUAAAUAUGAUCUUUGAUUACCUGACUGAGUCUCCAAACGAGAUGAAAUUCACAGAGUUCCUGUCCCACCUCGUCAUGUUUGUCCAACAGGGAAACCUUUCCUGUUCAUCAUACAAAACACUGUUUAACAGACUGGACUUGGCCAUGGCUACAGCUUCUCCUGAUGUAGUGUCAUCCAUCAUGAACAGCAUGAUGGCCUUAUCCCAGCACAUACCACCAGGUUGCAUCAUAUACAGUGGACAGUGCACCGUUACUGCGACAAACCAAACAGACAUUUGUGUUGGAGUGAACAGCACAAUGCUGCAGCUCCAUCUUGACAGCGGACGGAUGAAUGGAAGUUUCUGUCACUUUGCUGUUGAGGAAUUUGCUUGUGCCUCGCUGUCAUCGUUGAAAGCAAUGGAUCUGGCAGCGAUGUUGGCGUGUGAUCGCUCCUCCAACUCAAGCAGCUCAAAACCCACCUGGAAGCUUCUCCUCUCCAAAGCCUCACGUGUGCUGGAUGAAGCUCUGGAUCUUCUAAGCAACAAGACUCUGGACCCCAAAAAUCCUGUUCUGUCGAUGGUUUUGGACGCUAUACGAGAAAUCCGAUUGGACCAAUUGAGCGUGGACAGUCUAAAUGAUCCUGCUGUCAUCCAGCUGUGGUUCAACCAUCGGCUUCGUCCAUUCCUGCCGGCUGUUUCCCCUGACUUCCUUUCAUGUCUCACCACAAAGGGAUUGAACUGCAGCACCUACCAGCACAUUUUGCAGAUUUUGGGCAGUCUUGAGCCACACAUGACGCUCCAGAGGCAGAUGUUAGUCUACACACACUUCAUCCAGGUUUUCCUGACGCGCAACAACACCGCAGACGUCAGCUGCAGCUUAAACAUUAACAACAGUGGAGAAUGGCUGCAGAAGAACUUGGGAGGUUUCUUGGCACUUGCGUCCUUCCAAGACCUGCAGACGCUCUAUCCUAAGUUUUCAGCGAUGGAAGCCCUACCACAGCUGACAGUCAGACAGCUGGCAGAGGUGUCCGCCACACCUGGCCAGCUCACCGCUCCUGCCCAGGUUACCAUGGUGACUAAACACAUCCCCAACCAACACCUCCCUGCCUUCUUUGAUGAAUACUCACCUGCUAUCCUGGGUCAUGAAAACAUGUUCCUGCCUGCGGUGAGGUCAGCCAUGUUGCAAGUUGUGUUCGAUCGUGCAAACCUCUCAGAUCACUCAGUGGGGGAUUCAGUUGUGCUUCUGUGGCUCCACAACCGACUCUCCCCCCUGCUGGUCAACCUGUCACCGAGCCAUGUCGCACCGUUCUUCAACAUACUGGCGGGAAGAAACUGCAGCACCAAGCAGCAGGGAGUCGAAGGACUGAAUUCAACAAUCUCCUCGUUCAGUGAAGUUACACAGCAAGAAAUCUACAAUCACAUCAUUCAGACUCUCAGAGGACCAAUACCUCUCCAGUGCUACGGUGACAACUACAACCAAAGUUUCUACAGUUUCUUGGAGCGCUCAUUCAUGGGAUUCCAGUUCCCCAACCUGACCACCUUCCUGUCCCUCAUGCCUGUCAACAGGAUGCAUCAGCUGGUGAACUCCAUGCCUCCAUCAGCUCUUGGGGAUUUUCUCCGUCGCCCUGAUGUUGUCGACAACAAUGCAGAGCUCUGUGUGAUCUACGACAACUACAUGCAGACACCGUUGUUCCUGGAGACUGAGUCUCUCCCGGCUGUGGUGCGGCGGCCCACACUGCCUUGCGUCUGGCCCACGGCUCUCAGCAGCUCUAAGAGGUCAGAGGUCAACGCUUGGUUUGACCGACGCCUCCAAAACUACUUGGCCUUCCUCACUAAGAGUCUGAUCAGCCCCAAUAGCACAAACACUACCUCCUGCCUGGCCUUCCAAAAGCUCGUUUCAGUUCUUGGUGAAUACAACUACACUGAUGCAGACUUUACAUUGCAAGAUGUGUUCAACACCAUCAAAGCCUACCUCACCUCAGUACCAACUUUGCCAAGGUGUUACAAUGACAAGGACCCAGAACUAAACUCUACAGCCUGGUUUGCUGAGUACAUCGGCCCUUUCAUGCCUUUCCUGACUCUGGAGGAAUUUCAGUCAUUAGGAUCUGCACAGGAUAUCCAGGUGUUCACAGUGAACCCUCUGAACAUUGCCCUCCUCAACCACUCCGCCUUACCUCCCAACCUCACCAACUACUACACAGAGCUUGUUUAUCUACAGGACAGCAACUUCAACCCCCUAUUUCUUCCUCUGUUGUGUCGGUGUGUCGUUCCUGGUCCAGCAUUCAGCCAGCUAACUUCAGAAGAAAGUAUAAUAGUUCUGCACAACCUGACCACUCUCUGCACAGACCUGGACCCACAGAUUUCUGCAGCUUUGGCGGGUAACCUUGGCGACGGCAUUGAUGCCACGGCCAUUUCUGCCCUCGGCAACGAAAGCAUCGGCAUGUCCACUGGUCAGAUCACGAUGAUAAAGCCUCAGGACCUACUUUUUUCCCUCAGCACCCUCAGCAGUGUGGUGGGCUGGAACGCAGGUCAGGCCAAGACCAUUGUCCUGUCUCUGAUGUCUUCGGGGUUGUUCCAGGUCAACAGUGCGUUGUCGUUGUUCCAGCUGGGCUCUCUUGUUGUGGGUAUACCCUCGACAACGUUCAACAGCAUCAGCGGCUCUCAGCUGAUUUCUGCAUCCAAAGAUCCUUCAUUUCUGGGACACUUGAUGACUGCUCCACAGAUCGUCCAGCAGACCUUUGUUACUCAGAUCAUAUCCAUGAACAGCAGCAGUGAGAUGAUCAUAGAGAACGUUCCAGAUGAUUUGGCCACUGAGAUCCCUCGCGUUCUCCUGGCGGGCUUCUCAAAGACCUUCAGCGUCAUCAACAGACUCAACAAGAAGAAAUGGAAACGGCAGCAGGCUGAGUUGUUCUUCGAUGUAAUAGCAGUGGACACUGCGACCGAAACUCUGGGAAGUCCAAACAAUUUGUCAUCCUCAGUGCUGCAGGGGUUCACAUGUACCGGAGUGAGGACCAUUAAAAAGGUGCAGAUCAAGAAGCUGAUCAAAGCCUGCCGGAGGACAGGCAGGAACAAGGUCAAACUGGUGGAGACUCAGUUGACCUGCAUGUACAACUACAUUAAAGUGGACUCAGAGGCCACCAGCUUCAACCUCUAUCCUCCUGAUAUGCUGCUGUACUAUGAUUACUCCCUGGUGCCACAGGCCAGCUGCAGGUCCUAUUUUGAACAGCUGACGGAUGCAGACUUCUCAGUAUUCUCCUUCGCCCUCAGUUACAAGCUGUCUGCUCUGUUUGCUAAUGCCAGAAGCUGCCUGGGUAUAACAAGCACAAGUUUGACUGAGGACAAUAUAUCAGUGUUGGGAAACAUGUGCUGCACUCUGGAUGCGUCCUACAUCGAGAACUCUGAUCCAUCUAUCUUGGAAAAACUCAAGAACUGCCCAUCCCUCACCAUCAAUCAGGUCGCCGCUGUUGAAACUCUGCUGCUAAGCGGGAAAACACCGUACGGAACUCCAUCAACGUGGAAUGAACAGACUCUGAGGGACCUCGGGACAUUACCGCUGUAUCUGAGUUCAACCUUCUAUGACAACUUCGACAAAAAAACAAAGCGGCGUUUUUUGAGGUACUUCAUGAGAGUUCUUAGGCGCACUGGAGUGAGCAAAGAAAUGAGGAAGAGGAUGAGGAGAGAAAUAAGAAAAUCCAUUAGGAAUAAGUCAAAGCGGUCUAUAGAAAACGAGUGCACUGUAGGAAUGAUCAGCCAGGUGACCAUCAGCGAUGAGACGUUCCCCUUUGACUAUGACGACAUAACCCAGUUCAACUGCUGCCUCAGUGCCACCACUGUCAAAGACAACUUGGAUGCAAUCACUGGGAAGGUGGACGAUGAGGAAUACCUCACCAUUGUUCUCAGCAAACUGAAAGAGGCUUAUUCUGCCAGCUCUACCAUCCCAGAAAGUCAGGUUCAGGUCUUAGGCCCGGCGUCCCGUGUGGCCACGAUUGAUGACAUCAACACGUGGGCCAUCACUGAGAUCGACACACUCUCCUCUUUGAUGGACUCGUCCAACGGGGAGUGGGACCCGAGCCUGGCUAAAGCCAUCAUCUCUAAGUAUCUGAGUAAGGAAGGCAACAAACUGGGCAGUGCUGAGCUCAACGUCAUCGGAGGCACCAACCUGUGCUCCCUGGACGUUAAUGUUUUGAAGAACAUUUCCCAAGAAAGCCUCAAAAACGCCGACGCACUGACCCUGUCCAACUGCACCACGGAGCAAAAGAAAGAACUGUUCACCAUCGCCGUACAAGCCUUUGCCACAAGCACACGCUCUCAAACUGUUCCUGCUACCACCUACCAGCUCAUUCAACCUUACCUUGGGGGCGCACGUUUGGCCUAUGUCCAAAAUUUGGCGGCCUCCAAUAUCAGCAUGGAUAUGCCAGCCUUCACCAGCCUGAAUGAGAGCGUCGUACUGAACCUGUCUGUCACUGAAGUUCAAGGUCUUCUUGGCACCAACCUGGCAGAUUUGAAGUCCUAUGAAAACCAAACGCUGGUACAGAGCUGGAUCCGCUCGCAGCGUCAGUCAGAGCUUGAGACGCUGGGAGUGGGGCUCGUGGGAGGCAGGGCGGACCCCACCACCACCAACCCUCCUGCUACUACAACCUCAUCAUCGACAACUACUGCUGGGUCUGGAUCCAGCAGCUCCACAACAGCAUCAGGAUCUUCCACCACCACGGGUAACAGCGGUGGCCGCAUCCGAGCAGACGCUGGCUUCUCUUUCCUUGCUCUCCUCGCGCUCCUCGUCGCUUCUCAGCACAUUCUAGUAUGAAGAAACAAAUAGCUAAUUAUUAUAACGGAUGAAGAUAUAUAUUAUAUACAUAUAUAUAUAUAUAUAUAUAUAGAUUGAAGGAAAUACUGUAAAAGAGCUGAUGCUGACAGCCACAGUUACCUCAAACCAUAAGUGACUUCAAAUUGUAUUUGCUACAAGCUGAACUUUUAAGAUACGAUAUGUAAUGUGCAAUAAGAAUGUAGUAGAUGUGAAUAAUGUGUUCUUUAUUAUUUCAUCCUCUAAAACCACACUAUUGGCUCUUAUAUUUACUUGUUUUACUUAUCCACUUGUUGCAAUUGUUAAAAUGAAGGGUUAACAGAAUAAUGAAGGUGAGAGUUUCUGCUGUAUUUGUGUUGAUGUAAUCAUGUGUAUCCACUGUGAGACUUCACUUCCUUUAGGCAGGCUCACCCUGAAAAUGCCCAAAGAUGUAUGAGAUUAUAAAAAAUCUAAUAAAUGCGCAUUGUAUGUAGCUGCACAAUCAUCAAA